AUGAAUUUAUAUCAAUAUGGUGGUGCGCCUUUGAUGAUUGUUGGUAUUGCAGGUUGCAUACUCAGUUUACUUAUUUUUUCGACGAAGAAUCUUCGAAAAAAUCCAUGUUCAAUCUAUUUCAUUGCGUAUAACACUGCGAAUCUUUGUCAAAUAUGUACAACUUUUUUACAAGCAAUAUUAGCAUAUGGUUAUAAUAUCGAUAUUUCAAUAGCCAGUAUCUAUUUCUGUCCUUUUAUUUGUUACAUUGGAUAUGUUUUCGAUAUACUCAGUCCAUUUUAUCUUAUUUUGGCUUCAAUUGAUCGAAUGUUAGUCACUUCACGAAAUGCACGCACACGUCAACGUAGUAAUAAUCAUUUGGCUUACAAAUCUGUUAUCUGUGGUACUAUAUGUUGGAUGUUAUUUCACAUUCAUAUAUUCUUUUUCUUCAGAAUUAUCGAAAUUAUACCAAACUAUUAUAUUUGUUAUUCUGGUUCUAUUACAUAUUUAACAUUUGCAAAUUAUUAUGGAUUAACAAAAACCAUCAUAAUACCGAUAUUGAUGCUUAUUUGCGAAGUAUAUACAAUUAAGAAUAUUCAAUCUGCACAUCGUACACGAGUUAUUCCUCUAUCAACAAUCGGUAGUAAUGUCUUGAAUAAUAAUGCACGUUUUAAAGAUCAUCAACUCAUUAAAAUUUUAUUUAUCAAUGUUACUGUUUAUAUUAUUUUCAAUCUAUUUCCCGUGAUUGUGGCUAUCUAUAAUCAAAUAAAUUAUUAUCAAAUGAAUGUUUUUUUAACGAGUCUCAGUCAUUUUAUUUAUUAUAUUCCUAUUUCUAUUGGUUGUUAUACUAAUUUAAUUAUAUCGAAAACAUUUAGAAAUAAGACUAAAACUUUACUUUUAUGCAAAUAG
Molecule: messenger RNA, 885 nt
Organism: Adineta steineri
Lineage: Eukaryota; Metazoa; Rotifera; Eurotatoria; Adinetida; Adinetidae
Source: the annotation of a GenBank genome assembly